GAAAAGGAGGGAGACGAACAGGAUUACACGAUUACAGUCGUCGUGACAUUACAAGCGGCCAGGCUACUUUUAUUAUUAUUUUAAUUAGUCAUUGCGCGUGACAGCUAAAUAGAAAAUAACACAAAUUAAUUAUUUAAAUAAAAAGUAAUAAACAUAAACAAAGUAUUAUCUUCCGUAUAAAAUAAAAAUACGACAAUGAAUUUGUGACAAAAACGAAUCAGAUAAAACAAAUAACCACCGUGGGCGUAAUAUGUAUAUAUAUAUAAUAGAUUGACAAUGUCCAGCAGCACAAAAGACUAAACCCUACAGGAUGUGGAGAUAAUAAUUUUAUUGGAUUAUUACACCAGUUCCAUAAAAAUAAGGUUUAGUUAAAUAAAGUGAUAAAGUGUGGAAGGGUAUUUGUGAAAUGGCCUUCAUGAUGAAGAAAAAAAAGUACAAAUUUUCGGUAGAACUUGUCCUUGAAGAACUUACCGCGGUGCCUUUUGUAAACGCAGUACUGUUUGCAAAGAUGCGGUUAACGGACAGUGGAUCCUUUGUAGAUCAUUCCACCAGGGAAGAAGUUCAAAAUCAUACGGUACGAUGGAAUGCUAAAUUUGAAUUUUUAUGCAAAAUGAGCGCCAGCGCAUCCACUGGAGUUCUUGAUCCUUGCAUACUCAGGAUAUCUAUCAGAAAAGAACUUAAAGGAGGACGAUCAUUCCAGAAAUUAGGAUUCACUGAUUUAAAUCUUGCGGAAUUUGCUGGAGCUGGACUGUGUCGACGUAGGUGUUUACUCGAGGGUUAUGAUACGCGACAUCGUCAAGAUAAUUCGAUGCUGAGAGUCGCUAUUAAAAUGAACAUGCUCUCAGGAGACAUUCUUUUCAAAGUACCUUCACCGUCGCCAAAACAAACUCAGCUUGCAGUCCCGGGGGCUCCUGGUGUCCCGAGUAUUGCCGAUGAAGUUAUUGUAAGCGACAGAUGUAAUCGUGAGGACUACGUAUCGAGUGGUUCUCUUGCCGGGAGCACGGCAAGCGCCAGCAGUGGGUUUGGUAGUCUUCCUAAAAAGAGGCCCGCACUCUUUUCUUCAGAAUUGCUCAGUGGUACGGAAUCUUAUGAUCCGAUGACGCUCAAUGAAGUGGUACCUUCGGCAUUGCCUCCAGAAGUAUUGACGGAAGUUCACACCGAGUCGGGACACUCGAGAAAUUCAAGCAACACAAGUCAACUGAGCAAAGGCUCGGGAUAUGGUUCUUUAAAUUCUCAUAGUCAGCACAGUAGACAAAGCAGCAGUGGUGAUAGUGGACACAUUAGGUCACCCUCUUGGCCGGUAUGGGCACCACGGCUUCCAACCCUCUCUCAAAAUGAGCCUUACCCUGUAAAUAAUAAUCCCCCGAGCUCGAUGUAUUUAACGCCCCCGUCACCUUUGUCCCAGUUGUCCAAGUUAUCCCGAUUGGGUUCAGAAUCAUCGACCCCAAAACGUUUCUGGACUCCGUCUCCAUCAAUACCCGUCGAGUCAAUUAGAUCCCUGAGUAGUACAGUUGGCUCGGUAAAUGUCAACGGUACUUAUCAUCAUCAUCAUCAUCAUCAUCAUCAUUCUAAUAGAGAUAGUUUGACAACAGCGGGUGGAGGAUUUAAAAGACCUCCUCCGCGAGUCGGACAGUCGACCUGGCGCAAUAUCUCUAAAACUUGUGAUUGCGUCGAGAACCAGCCAAGUUCAACGGUAUUGCGACUGGCCGACCAAGCCCGAGCUGUCUCUUCCCCAGAUCCUCUUCAUCGGCCCGAAACUCCCCGUACCUCCUCGUUUAUCUCCGUUGCUGCUCAGACCCUCAGAGGCAUCGGAGGCGGGCACAGAAAAUUACUGGACGGUACGGGAGUUAAAUUACCAACAGUUACUACAAGUCCAGACUCUGAUGAAUCAAUGCUAAGUGUCCCGUCAGAUAUAUCAUCUGCUACUUUACAGCAUCGUAACAGCAUUACCCCACCAAAUCCAUCUGGUGGAUCAGGAUUGAGCGAAACUGGAUCGCUGGAUCGGGCAAAAGCUGCUUUAGAGCGCAGGAAAAAGGCUGAGGACUCUGGUAAUUCAGUCGCGUGCAGAGUUGAAGUGACACGUCCUAAUCCGGACUCGUUGAUUGACGAAUUGCUCAAGGCAACUAAUUUAGAGCAGACUGAUCUUGAAAGUGCUGAAACGUCUGGACUGCAAUUAUUUAUUGGAAAAGACGGAUCAACAGCGCUGGGUAGUCAUGAAGUUAAAAGCCAAAUGCCGGCAGGUGUAUUUAAGCAAGUUGUUAUGGAAGAAAACAAUAGGUAACAUCAGCAGAUGACGACGUCUGGCAGCUCAUUAAGAAGACAGUACUCGUCAUCUCGCCAGUCAACAAUACCACCAACAUUUUCACUAGCUCUUGUACCGGAACUCGUUAUGGAAACUUCCGAACCGAGAUAGUAAUUCGUACUAUAGUACUUUUUUUUUUUUUUCUUCAUCUUACUAUUAUUAUUAUUAUAUAUUUUCUUGAUUAUUUUAUUUUAUUUUACUCGUAUUAUAUAUUAACAAAGAUGGUAUUUUAUUAGUCCAUCGGAUUCCGAUCGCGUAAAUCGCACAUGAGACUAAGACUUUAUUUUCUUAUUUCUUUUCUUCCUGGAAUUAAAACGAUUGGUAGUUAAAUUUAAAAAAUAGAUAGAUAAAUAAUAAAAUGUUUAUUAAAUUUAAACACUACGACGGUUACUUGUGUCGGUCUUUAUUUUAUUUAUAUUUUUUUUUUCAUUUUUCUUCUGUAAAUAACAAUGAUCUUUGAAAUAACGCAAGUAAAUCGACUGUUUAAAAUUUGUAUAUAUAAUAAUAAUAAUAACAAUAAUUAUUAAAAAUAUGUAGUUGUUAAUUAGAUAAGUGGCGCUUCAGACAAUUUUUAUUAUUUAUUUUUCGCCGCUUAAUGGUUGCCAUAAAUUAUAAUACAUCUAAAGAAAAAAGUAAAAAAAAAUAAUAAUAAUGGAAUUGAAGGAUAUUUAUUUUUAUUUUUAAUUUAGACUUGCCAAAAUACAACCAGUUAUUAAUUAUUAAAAUCAUCACGUGACAUCACUGACUGAUUUCUUAUGGUAUUAAUCAUUAAUUAAAUGCUUCUUAAUUAUGUCUCAGAUUCUUCCAAUUAAACAUUUUUUUUUUUUUUUUUUUUUCUUUUUAUAUAAUUUACUGGUGAUGUAUAAAUUUUUAAUCGCCAGUUUCAGCAAUUGUAAUUAUAUCGCUGUAUUUUGAUUUUUUAAAAAUAAUUUACGCGUGAAAGAAAAACAGAUAUUAUUGUUGUGAUAUUUAUGAUAAUUGUAAUAAUUAAAUUAUUACUGUAUUGUCAAUUGUAUUAUAUAUUAAUUAAAAAAACAAAAAUUAUUUUAUGGCUACGAUUUUUUUAAAAAGAAAAAUAAUGUAAGAAAGUAAAGAAAGAUUCAUAUAAGGAUGUUUAAGUUGUCUUCAAUAAAUAACUA
Molecule: messenger RNA, 3441 nt
Organism: Cotesia glomerata
Lineage: Eukaryota; Metazoa; Arthropoda; Insecta; Hymenoptera; Braconidae
Product: protein FAM102B
Exons: 12
Coding region: 407-2281 (624 amino acids)
Source: RefSeq, a predicted model, not a curated record